AACGGCGCUUGGCCCCCCGCGGGCAGGGCCUGUCAGCGGCGGCCGCCCCCUCCGCUGCGAUGAAGGCGAGCCCGGCGGCAGCCGCCGCGGCGGCAGCGGGGCAGGCGGGGGCACCGCGGGAGCCCGAUGCGCGCUGGCGGGAGAAGGGCGAAGCGGAGGCGGAGCGGCAGCGCACCCGGGAGCGGCUGGAGGCCACGCUGGCCGGGCUGGGCGAGCUGGAGUACCUGAGGCAGCGGCAGGAGCUGCUGGUGAAGAGCCUCCUGCUGCGGCGUUCGGCGGCCGCGGUGCCCGGGGCGCCGGGCGGGCGAGGGGAGCCGCCGGGCGAGGGGCCGCCGCCGCGCAGCCUGGAGGAGAAGUUCCUGGAGGAGAACAUCCUCCUCCUGCGGCGGCAGCUGAACUGCUUAAGGAGGAGGGAUGCUGGCCUAUUAAAUCAGUUACAAGAGCUGGAUAAGCAAAUAAGUGAUCUCCGCCUGGAUGUGGAAAAAACAACAGAUGAACACCUUGAGACAGACAGUCGUCCAAGUUCAGGGUUUUAUGAGCUGAGUGAUGGAGCUUCUGGAUCUCUCUCAAAUUCAUCUAACUCUGUCUUCAGUGAGUGUUUAUCCAGUUGCCAUUCUAGCACUUGCUUUUGCAGCCCUUUGGAGGCAACACUGCAUAUCUCAGAUGGACGCCCUAAAUCUGCAGAUCUCAUAGGCUGGAUGGACUAUAAUAAGGAAGGCCAGAAUGAGGACCAGCCUGCAGGCUCUGUCUGUCGCUCUUUGUCCACACCGCACUCAAAUUCCCUCGAUGUCGUUGCAGAUGUGCAUCCAAAGUACCAGUGUGAUUUGGUGUCUAAAAACGGGAACGAUGUCUACCGGUACCCCAGCCCCCUCCAUGCAGUAGCUGUGCAGAGUCCCAUGUUUCUUCUGCCCGUGACUGAAAACCCCCAGCGAGAAGAGGAGAGGUUUGAUUGUGAUAUUAGCGACAUUUGUGCCGGAUCUGAAACGGACUUGGGAAAAUCCACCAAUGCCUUUAUCUCACAGAGCUCCUGGCCAGUGCCAUGCCCUUCCACCAGCAAGAGGAUAGACAGUUACAUCUUAAGCCUGGUUCAGAAAAAGACUCAUGCGGUAAGGACUAACAAACCCAGGACAAGUCUCAAUGCCGAUCCCACCAAAGGGAUCUUGAGGCAUGGAAGCAUGUGCGUCAGGCAGCCUGCAGGGCUGGUGCCUCAUGGUAACAUCAUGAACCUGAAGAGCUCCAAGCAAGCAGGUUUGUCUUCUGGUGGGAGCACUGCUGUGGACCACACUGCACCUUCCCCAUUAAAGCAGAGGCCAAGGGAGCUGGUUGGUGAGCAGCUGGAGAGUAGGAAGGCACCUUUGCCAGCAUCUUUCCUUCCUGGCACAACAAGUGAACUUCAGAGCAAGCACCUACCACGGGGCGUCAAACCAGCACCUCCAGAGGACAACCGCAAUGCAGUGGGCCCGGACGUACCUAAGGAGAAUGGCCAGGUCUUUGCAGCAUCUCCCAAAGAGAGCCCAGGGAAGCCUGUGGUGUUGCAGCCAGAGAACAGGGUCAGCCAGCCUCCCAAAAAAGUCCCACUGAAGAGCAGCUUGCAGGCACCUCGCUCCUCAUCACCUGCUGUUGAGGAGAGGCCCGCGCUUGAUUUCAAAAGCGAGGGCUCUUCCUCCCAGAGCCUGGAUGAUGGGUUGCUGGUGAACGCCCAGUACAUCCCAGCCCAGCAGCAAAGCAUGAAGCUUCACAAAGGCACCCGAAAUGUCAAGAUUUUGAAAAGCUCCACGCUGAAACACAGACCCCACCUUUCCAACGGGCUGGAAAAUGGUUCUCAGACCUUGCGGGAGAAAACCAAGCCAGUGGGCAAGAAGUGCCGCUUUCCUGAGGAGUUGGAUACAAAUAAGAAACUGAAAAAGCCCUCCUCGCGGGGGAAGAGAGGCAGUGGCUUGCAGCCAGAGUCAGGUCUACAGAGUCGGCAGGCUGGUCUGCACAGAUCUGCUGUCCGAUCCCAUGGGCAUGGCCGAGAGGUUGUGGUGGCCAAGCCUAAACACAAGCGGGCUGACUACCGCCGGUGGAAGUCAUCGGCGGAGAUUUCCUACGAGGAGGCCCUGCGGAGGGCGAGGAGGAACCGUAGGGAUGGUGUGGGGGUCUACUCACAAGUCCCCCUGCCCUACGUCAGCCCAUAUGCCUAUGUGGCCAGCGACUCAGAGUACUCAGCAGAGUGCGAGUCCUUGUUCCACUCCACCGUGGUGGACACGAGUGAGGAUGAGCAGAGCAACUACACAACGAACUGCUUUGGAGACAGUGAGUCAAGCCUGAGUGAGGUGGAGUUUGUAGGGGAGAGCACGACCACCAGCGACUCUGAUGAAAGCGGGGGCCUCAUUUGGUCUCAGUUUGUCCAGACGCUCCCCAUCCAAACGGUCACGGCGCCAGAGCUGCAUGAAAAUGCAGCAAAAGCCUUUGUUAAAAUCAAAGCCUCACAUAACCUCAAGAAGAAAAUCCUCCGCUUUCGGUCAGGCUCCCUGAAGCUCAUGACAACUGUCUAGUGAAGGUGACUUGGUGGAAUGUAUCUGCUUCUGCUUUCUGAAGCAAGGUGCUUUUGUGUAUAUAUUUCUACAGAUUUUUCUCUUUUUUUUUUAUAUACAAAUAUUUAAAACUUAAGGUAAAUUAUGUCACUUGUCUUCAGAACUUGGGUGGAUACUAGUGCCUUUUAUGUGGAAAUAAAAGACCAUUAUACUCAUAUAAAAACAAAAGAAAGGUAACACUGCCAUUUCAGUGGUGAACAGCCUCCAGUGUAUGGUGUCAGAAGGCUUUGAAAUAGGGCUAAUGUUCCUGGGAAUGGAUCUCCCUUGCCUAGAUUUUCCUGUUCUGGGUCUUGUACAGGAUAUCAACAGCUUAAGAUCAUAAGUUUUUAGGGGAUAAGGGGGAGGGAGUGCAGGUGGUCUUCAUGUAUUGCUUGUCCCUUUCUGCUGCUCCUGUUGCCACAUCUUGAACUUCCUCUGGCUGCCUCACCUGGUUUCUUCUUGGUUUUUUUUGUUUGUUUGUUUGUUUUAUUUUGUUUUCUUUUGUUUCUGAUUUGUUUGUUCUAUUCUUGAAACUCACCCCCUGUCCUCCCCCAGCCACCCCCCACCAGGAAAGUGCUCCUGUUCAAUUUGUCUUUGAAGUUAAGUCGCCUUCUCUGGAGUACACUCUGCUCCUGUCUCCUGGGAGUCCCACUGUGGUUGGUGGUGGUGUUCAGAGUAACUUGUUGGAGCAGCUGACCAAGGCUUAGUAACUUCAGUAUAUUGUGUAAAACUGCUUUUGAAAAAGAAAAAAACCCAUAUGCAUGUCAUGUGCAUGAGUAUCAGUAGUUUUAAUAUUCCCGUUGAUGUCCGAUUUACUGUACAUCAUCAAUGGCUGUUUUUAUAUAUAUAUAUCAUUGUGUAAAUUAAUAUAACACAUCAUAUGCUGUAAUAAACAGUCUGUUUUAAUA
Molecule: messenger RNA, 3463 nt
Organism: Melopsittacus undulatus (budgerigar)
Lineage: Eukaryota; Metazoa; Chordata; Aves; Psittaciformes; Psittaculidae
Gene: DACT1
Product: dishevelled binding antagonist of beta catenin 1
Exons: 4
Coding region: 60-2537 (825 amino acids)
Biological process (GO): negative regulation of JNK cascade; regulation of Wnt signaling pathway, planar cell polarity pathway; negative regulation of canonical Wnt signaling pathway
Cellular component (GO): cytoplasm
Source: RefSeq, a predicted model, not a curated record